GAGGCUCAGAAGCCAAAAGAAAAAGAGCCAGAGAGACACAGAAGAAAAGCAAGAGACUAAAACCGAGAGUGAAAAAAAUAAGAUAUUUUGAGAAGAAAAACGCGGGGGCCUGCAGGUGCCAUGAAAGGUUUCACUUUCCUGGCGAUUCUUGUGCUCGUGGUGUUUAUACACAGCGUCCAGCCUGUCUACGUCCAGAUAGGGAAUUUCUCCCUCCCGCUGGAGGAUGUGAAGCAGCUGAAGGCAUUUUGGAGUCUGGACACCAACGUUAAUCCCCGUCUGAAGAGGAACAUUGGUGCCCUGUGCGCAAGUCCAGAGCUCCCGGUGGAAUAUCACCAUAUCUGUCUAAGAGAAGAUGCACCCGAGAUUUUCAGACAGCUGUUAAACAUGGAUGCCCAAGCCAUAGAACUGUGUGAGAUCUGCGUCAAUGCGGCGUGUGCCGGCUGCUGAUGAAACCGUAUGCACAGGAAGGCCAAGUUCUGCAGUCUUGAUUCUUACCCUUCAGCUUCACAUGUCUGGACAACACGGCUAUCUUCUGGUACGUCCUCACUGCACUCAAAGGGGGACUGCAGCCUAUGUAGAUGUACCAAGCCAGCUUGUUGGAGACUGAUAACAGAGUAGCCGGAUAGCAUGAAGCUCCACGCUGCUUGCAAAACCUGUUGUAAGAGGCAGUGCGGAGCUCAGAUCCACAUGCAGCUCCAUGCUGCCACCACUACACUGCUGUUAGUUCACAGUGGCAUUAGUUUUAGGUUUUUUAGAGGUACGUCUACCCGAGAUACAGCCGCACCUUUGACUGCAGUGAAGAGGCACUUUUCUGGGAACGCUGUACGUUGAAUUUGCUCUCAGCACUAGAGUCUGGGUCACUGUUUCAAUCUCCACAAAUUUUGUCGAGGAGGGUGGGGGGGUUUGGGGAAUAGUAGUCUGCUAUAAAAGCUUUGGUACAUCUAAUUCAGUGGAUGAUUAGUCACCAUCUGUAGGGGCAGAUCUAGCAGCAUGGCAAAAACCUUUAUUGUGACACAUUCUGUGAAAUACAAAGGCAAUGCUCUUCUGGUGCAAGGCAGUUUUACAGGAGGUGGGAUAUGGGCAGGAUUGGUUUAGCGCCCACAUGCAUUGUCCGAACGAAGUAGCGUGCGCCAGAUCAAUGUGGUAACAGCACGUGCGAGCCAGCUGAAAGCACUCCAGUCAGCAAUGAUCACAAACCAGACAUCUGCCCCCCAUCCCUUUGCACUAGACUGCUUUGAACAAGGGUUUUCCCCAGCACGAGGCUCACCCACCCCCCAGAAAGGAUCAAUGCCUUUCCAAGGAUGCUGUGCUGCUAGCAGUGGCGAUCCAUCCCCUAAACAGAGGCCUAUGGCUUCCCCAUAUGGCAUCAUCAGUAGUUUCUCUGCAUGCUGCAAAGCAGUCCCAAUGCUUUUGGAAUGAUCUCCGGAAAUUUAAGGCUAAGAAUAUUUCCCUUUGCUGUAUCUCUUUUUCUGUUGAUGUAAGAUGCUCCUAGAGGGUAUGACCUGGUAGCUUUGUGCAGAUGGUUGAUUGGCUUCGUGGCACACUCAUGCUCUUUGCACUUUUGUGGGUUUUAAAUGCUUAACUUAUGGCAGUGAAAUAAAGGAUUUGUGCACACGA
Molecule: messenger RNA, 1617 nt
Organism: Gavialis gangeticus (Gharial)
Lineage: Eukaryota; Metazoa; Chordata; Crocodylia; Gavialidae
Product: guanylate cyclase activator 2B-like
Exons: 3
Coding region: 121-447 (108 amino acids)
Cellular component (GO): extracellular region
Molecular function (GO): guanylate cyclase activator activity
Source: RefSeq, a predicted model, not a curated record